AAAGGUCAAAAAAAAAAAGAAAAAAAGAAGAAAGAAAAACGAAAAGCAAACCUAAAAUUCAUAAUAUCUAACUGACCUAAUCAAAAGUUUGACAAGUAGACCCAAGAAGACUUGCUUGACUUGCUAUGUUUCCGGGAAGAGUCUUGGACUGAUCACUAGAGAAUUCUACGAGUGUAAAACGGUUUAGAAAUUAAAGAUAGGGGAAACUUCCAGACAAUCGAGGAGAGACAUAACUCAAAUCCUUGGCUAGGUCAACAGUCCAAGGAGGCUGGAGGCCUGAAAAAGAGUUGAAUGACUUGCAGUGCUUGGGAGAAGACUCUUCCGCACCGAUGUUAUAGUAUAAAAGUACUGGGAGCUAUGAACUGAAACAUUAAUCAAAUGAAAAAAUGGAGAGCUCGAUAUCUAGGGUGGUGGUGGGAGCAGUAGUAGCAUGGGUGGUGAUCGUUUGCAUGGGCUUUUCACAUGCUGCACCAAUUUAUUCUUCUCCUCAGUUGCAGGCUGAGGCUGAGGCUCUCCGCAGCUCCGGCUGCUGGUCCUGGGAGAGCAAUAUUUCUAAUCAUUGCCACUGGUCUGGCGUAACUUGCAAUGAGGCAGGGCAUGUCAUUAAGAUAAUGAACUUGACGUCGUGCCACACUGCAGUGCUGAGUGGCUUCAGCAAGUGGAUGUUUUCUUCAUUUCCUAGCCUCAUUCAUCUCGACCUGAGCAUUUGUGGUCUCACUGGUAGCAUCCCUGAUGAAAUAGGUAAUCUUGCUAACCUCAUCUACCUUGAUCUCUCUUAUAAUCAACUCCACGGCAAUAUCCCGUACCGAUUAGGCGCUCUUACAAAACUUACCUAUCUUGAUCUCUCUUAUAAUGCACUCUCUGGUGUCAUUCCCUCAUCUUUGGGCUAUCUCAUUAAAUUGACUUCUCUCAACCUUGUUCGGAAUCAAAUCAAUGGUUUCAUCCCUCCAGAAAUUGGAAACCUCAAGAACCUGGUCGAGUUGAGCCUAGGUUGGAACUUACUUAGGGGAAAGAUACCUCACCAGCUCCAAAAUUUGAAGAAGUUAGAAACUUUGGAUCUCUCUUAUAAUAGAUUAUCAGGCUCCAUUCCUUCCUUUCUAGGCCAUGGCCACAAGUGGAAAUCAAUUGAUUUGUCACACAGUGGUUUGAAGGGUCAUACACCUUUGGAAUCGCAAGACCAGUCCCACCACAAGAUAGGACGAAAAAUCACAAUUGUCACCUUUGGCAUCUCUUUCUUCAUCACCUUGUUUCUUGUAGCCUUAAUCCUUGGGUUUCUUUCCCUUUGGAGGAAGAAAAGAAGAUUUCAUCCCUCAAUUCUUUUCCUUGGUCUGAAGAAAAGAAAAAUUCAAUCAGAGGCAGCAACAACUACAAAAAAUGGUGAUUUGUUCUCAAUAUGGGGCUAUGAUGGUAGGAUUGCUUAUGAAGACAUCAUUGAAGCAACAGAAGAUUUUGAUAUCAAAUAUUGCAUAGGUACUGGAGGCCAUGGCAGUGUAUACAAGGUACAGUUGCCUAGUGGAAAAGUAGUUGCCGUGAAGAAACUUCACCGGGUGGAAAGUGAGGAGCCAGCAUGCAUGAAAAACUUUCAAAAUGAGGUACAUAUGUUGACAAAAUUAAGGCAUAAGAACAUUGUGAAACUUCAUGGUUAUUGCCUCCACCAGAGGUGCAUGUUUUUAAUUUGCAACUAUUUGGAAAGAGGAAGCUUGUAUUGUAUGUUAAGAGAUGAAGUUGAAGCUAGGGAGUUGGAUUGGACUAAAAGAGUGAAUGUGAUCAAAAGCAUUGCCCAUGCCUUAUCCUACAUGCAUCAUGACUGUACUCCACCAAUCAUUCACAGGGAUGUAUCAAGCAAUAAUAUCCUCUUGAAUUCAGAACUUGAAGCUUUUGUAUCGGAUUUUGGCACUGCUAGACUACUAGAUCCCGAUUCAUCCAAUCAAACGCUUCGUGUAGGCACUUAUGGCUAUAUUGCACCAGAGCUUGCCUAUACCAUGAAAGUAACUGAGAAAUCCGACGUUUAUAGUUUUGGGGUGGUGGCACUAGAGACAAUGAUAGGAAAACAUCCAAGCGAACUGCUCACCUCAUUGUCAUCCUCAUCAAGCCAAGAUAUAAUGUUAAGAGAUGUAUUGGAUUCGCGUCUCAUAUUGCCUGAAGAUCCAAGGGUUGCUAAAGAUGUAGUUUUUGUGACAUUUUUGGCACUCAAAUGCAUCCAUUCAAAGCCGCAAUGUCGUCCAACAAUGCAACAAUUAUCCUACAAUCUUCUUAUUGAUGUACCAUUUCCUAUGUUACCAUUUUAUGCAAUUUCACUAAACCAGUUGAAGAAUCAAGUAAUUUAAUUGAAUGUUAAUAGUAAUAUAUAUUAAGAGAUUUAUUAUGCA
Molecule: messenger RNA, 2369 nt
Organism: Vitis riparia (riverbank grape)
Lineage: Eukaryota; Viridiplantae; Streptophyta; Magnoliopsida; Vitales; Vitaceae
Product: probable leucine-rich repeat receptor-like protein kinase At1g35710
Exons: 2
Coding region: 387-2327 (646 amino acids)
Biological process (GO): protein phosphorylation
Molecular function (GO): ATP binding; protein kinase activity; protein binding
Source: RefSeq, a predicted model, not a curated record